This is a messenger RNA of Mus caroli (Ryukyu mouse), 5248 nucleotides long. NCBI's taxonomy places the organism in Eukaryota, Metazoa, Chordata, Mammalia, Rodentia, Muridae. The record is from RefSeq and is a predicted model, not a curated record.
UUUAAUUCUGAAUUUUACUAGCCAACUCCUCAAAAUUCCCCAAAUCUAGCAGAACUAAAUUAUCACAAUGAGUUCUUUUUUAAGAUCUCCCUUCCCUUCUCUUUGUGUGUGUGACUCUCACUCUUCUCUCCCCCUUUUUUCUCAUCUGUCAAGUUCAAGAGCAGCUCAGAUGCCAUGAAUUAAGUGAAGCACAAAAGAGAGAAAGGAGACCCUUUUGAAGAACAAAGGCCUCCCAUUAGGCUGCCAUGUUCUUUUCUGACCAAAAGUGCACCCUCCAUGGUUCCUAUUGUUGUCCACAUGCCCUGCACAUAAGAAUGAGUGAGUUUGAAUAUGAAGGAAGAAGAGCCUAAAUAGGAGAGAUGUUCUGGGGCUGCCCUUCUCUACAAAAGACUGGAAAAGUAAGAAGAGCUUUCCUGCCUUUUUAAUUACCAAACUACUCUCAAUUUUCAUUGAAACAAUUCAAAGAAAGAAUGCAGUCUUUCUAUACCUGACUCAAGAAUGAAUAAUCCGUCAGAAACCAAUAAAUCAUCUAUGGAGAGUGAAGAUGCCAGCACAGGCACACAAACCAAUGGCCUGGACUUUCAGAAACAGCCCGUGCCUGUUGGAGGAGCGAUCUCCACAGCCCAGGCCCAGGCCUUCCUCGGACAUCUUCACCAGGUCCAGUUAGCUGGGACAAGUUUACAGGCUGCUGCUCAGUCUUUAAAUGUACAGUCUAAAUCUAGUGAAGAGUCGGAAGAUUCACAGCAGUCGAGCCAGCCUUCUUCCCAGCCGCCUUCAGUGCAGUCAGCCAUUCCCCAGACCCAGCUAAUGCUGGCUGGGGGACAGAUAACUGGGCUCACAUUGACCCCAGCCCAGCAACAGUUACUGCUACAGCAGGCACAGGCCCAGGCCCAGCUCCUGGCUGCUGCAGUGCAGCAACACUCCGCCAGCCAACAGCACAGUGCUGCUGGGGCCACCAUCUCAGCCUCCGCCGCCACACCCAUGACGCAGAUCCCCCUGUCUCAACCUAUACAGAUUGCACAGGAUCUUCAACAAUUGCAACAGCUUCAGCAGCAAAAUCUCAACUUGCAACAGUUUGUGUUGGUGCACCCAACCACCAACCUGCAACCAGCACAGUUUAUCAUCUCACAGACCCCCCAGGGCCAGCAGGGUCUCCUGCAAGCGCAAAAUCUUUUAACGCAACUACCUCAGCAAAGCCAAGCCAACCUCCUACAGCCACAGCCAAGCAUCACCCUCACGUCCCAGCCUACCACCCCAACUCGCACAAUAGCAGCAGCCCCAAUUCAUACACUUCCACAGAGCCAGUCAACACCAAAGCGAAUUGACACUCCCAGCUUGGAGGAGCCCAGUGACCUUGAGGAGCUUGAGCAGUUUGCCAAGACUUUCAAACAAAGACGAAUCAAACUUGGAUUCACUCAGGGUGAUGUUGGGCUCGCUAUGGGAAAAUUAUAUGGAAAUGACUUCAGCCAAACCACCAUCUCUCGCUUUGAAGCCUUGAACCUCAGUUUUAAGAACAUGUGCAAGUUAAAGCCCCUUUUAGAGAAGUGGCUAAAUGAUGCAGAGAACCUCUCAUCUGAUUCUACAGCAUCUAGCCCAAGUGCUUUGAAUUCUCCAGGAUUGGGGGCUGAGGGCUUGAAUCGUAGGAGGAAAAAACGCACCAGCAUAGAGACCAACAUCCGUGUGGCCUUAGAGAAGAGUUUCAUGGAGAAUCAAAAGCCUACCUCGGAAGAUAUCACCUUGAUUGCUGAACAGCUCAAUAUGGAAAAGGAGGUGAUUCGUGUUUGGUUUUGUAACCGCCGCCAGAAGGAGAAAAGAAUCAACCCGCCCAGCAGUGGUGGGACCAGCAGCUCACCUAUCAAAGCAAUUUUCCCCAGCCCAGCCUCAUUGGUGGCAACCACUCCAAGCCUUGUGACAAGCAGUACGGCAACUACCCUCACAGUCAACCCUGUCCUCCCUUUAACCAGUGCUGCCGUGACUAAUCUCUCUCUUACAGAUCAAGAUCUUAGAAGAGGAUGCAGCUGGGAAGUGCUUAGGAGUCUACCAGACAGAGUCACCACCACAGCAGGCACUACAGACUCCACGUCCCACAACAACACGGCCACCGUGAUUUCCACAGCUCCCCCUGCCUCCUCAGCGGUCACAUCCCCUUCCUUGAGUCCCUCUCCCUCUGCCUCAGCCUCCACCUCUGAGGCCUCCAGUGCCAGUGAGACCAGCACGACACAGACCACCUCCACGCCUCUUCCCUCCCCUCUCGGAGCCAGCCAGGUGAUGGUGACUGCGCCCGGCUUACAGACAGCAGCCGCCGCUCUCCAAGGAGCGGCACAGUUGCCAGCAAAUGCCAGUCUUGCUGCUAUGGCUGCUGCUGCGGGACUCAGCCCAGGCCUCAUGGCGCCCUCACAGUUUGCUGCUGGAGGUGCCUUACUCAGUCUCAGUCCGGGGACUCUGGGCAGUGCUCUCAGCCCAGCCCUAAUGAGCAACAGUACACUGGCAACGAUUCAAGCUCUUGCUUCUAGUGGCUCUCUUCCAAUCACGUCUCUGGAUGCAACUGGGAACCUGGUAUUUGCCAAUGCAGGAGGAGCCCCGAACAUCGUGACUGCACCUCUGUUCCUGAACCCUCAGAACCUCUCUCUGCUCACCAGCAACCCAGUAAGCUUAGUUUCCGCCGCCGCAGCCUCCACAGGGAACUCUGCACCUACAGCCAGCCUUCAUGUCUCCUCCGCCUCAACUGAGUCCAUCCAGAGCUCUCUGUUCACAGUCGCCUCUGCCAGUGGGCCUGCUUCCACCACCACAGCUGCCUCCAAGGCACAGUGAGCUGAGCACAGAGCUGGGUUGCCACAGGCUUUCCUCACUACAGGGUGAUAGACUGGCUACCAGCUGCUUAAGAAAAUGACACCUGUCAUUGGCUUCCUCCCACCAUGUUGUGAGGGGGAAGAAGACAUGGAGAGAAGAAAAAAUUACACAUACCAGAAAAAGGAAAGAAUGGAGACAGGACAGCAUUUGCCUAAUUUUAUAAUAAAACAAUGUCUUUUCAGGAUUGCUUCAUGGAUUGGAGAACUUUCUAACCAAAAAUUUUAAAGGAAAAAAAAAAAAAAAGAAACAAAAACAGACAAAACUAAGUGAAAGGCCUACUUACCAUGUCCAGCAGUCAUGACGACAAGCUAAGGUGGGUCACCAGUUCCAGGAGAGGAAGGGGUCUUUUUCUUUUUCUUUCUUUCUUUUUUGUUGUUGUUUUGUUUUGUUUUGUUUUUUGGGGUUUUUUUUUUUCUUUUAAAAAAAUCAUUUUUAUAGGUCUGUUGUACAGACCAUUAAGUCAUAACAAGGUGUUUAUAAUCAUAUCAAUUGUGUUGGGGGUUCCUUUCUUAACUGGUACAAUUUAGGCAGGCCUGUAUUACUGUAUCUCUGAUAUUGUUUGUUUAUACACAUAUAUAUCUAUCUAUAUAUAUUGAACAUGUUUAUCUCUUGCUCCUGGAUCCUGUUUCAGUGAGCUCCCACGCUGUGGGGAGGGAGGGUUUGGGAUGAAGGGAGACUUAGGUCCUUAACUCCUGGGAAUGUUUGUGCUGGUUUCCUUAUCCUUGGUGACUCUUACAGAGGUGCUAGAAAACGAUUUUCUUUUGCCACUUAUGCAAGAGGCUUGGUGCAGAAGCUGAAGGCAGUGUGUGCAAACACUUCUGCCUCACACACGCCCCUCCCCAUCAGGCAGUGCCUUUGGAGCACUUGUGUGUAGGAAGGAAUUCCUGCUGAACCGUGGCUCUCACUCACCCUGAAUCAUUGAGCAGCCUGAGGCCCAGACCCUGUGGUGCAACAGUGAUGCUUCCUUCUACUUCCCAUGGGAACAGCUAUGCCUGUUGCAGGGCAGGGUUUGGUUCCGAAGAGCAAAGACUACUGCAGACACCUGACUUGGUGGCUCUCCUGAUUUCUUAUCUCUUAAAAAAAAUGCUCCUACUGUUAGUGUUUGUUUGUUUGCUUGUUUGUUUUUUCAUUUUAUGAAAUUUUUUCAUUCAAACUUCCUUUUAUUUACUUGGUCAGAAUCAAAUUGGCAUACUGAAGUUGUGCAACAAUUCUCUCCCUUGUUUUCUAAAGCAAUUCUGUUGAACUGUUUUCUACUAACGAGGUAUCCCAGAGAGGUCAGUAUGAAGCGCCUGAGUGAGUGUACCACCGUUCUCUAGAGAGUCACAGACUUCCUGUCCACUGAGUGGGUCACAAGUUUCUCCAAGCCUGAGAGUCUCCUCAGUCCCCUGACUGACAGAGGCCCUUUCCUGGCUGGGCAAGGGAUCUGUGGAACUUCAGAGAUAUGCUGAGCAGGAACUUCUCAGCCUCAAGUGUCUCUUGGUUUGUUAGGCCCCUGCUAAGUAGAUCUGAUGACGACAUGCAUCUCCUAUUUGAUGUAAAAAGUGAUUUGCUCCUGUAAUUGCUUUCAGGGUGUUUCUAGACUACAUAAAUGAGCCCAUUGAAAAGGAAGACCUUGUGAAAAUGGAUGAAGACGGAUGAGGGUAAUUUAGAGACUAAAUUCCCCCAUUUGUCAAUAUCCUGUUAUUAUACUAUCUGUACCAGAAUUUUUACAAACGACUGAAUCACUGCAGUGAAGCUCUGAGUUGCCCUUAUUGGAGUUAAAGGUUCCCAUUUGGCGUCUGAGGGCACUUGCUUCAGUUCCUGGUGGUCUGCACUUUGAGCUGGGAGUGACUCUACUUCUGAUUGCUUUGCUUAUGCCACAGGAAACUGUGCUUUUGUUUCUCUGCAGAGAAAAGUUCAGAGAGGCAGUAACAGGCACAGAUGUGUACCUUUCUUGUUGUUUUUCAGUUGGGAGAAGGUCAUAUUAAUAUUAAAGGUCAAAAACAUUUUGAUCCCCUUUAAUUUUUUUUUAGUUCCUUUUGGUUAUUUCCCAGAGUAUUUAAUUUUCACCCCUGAAUAAUUUCUUUUACCCUUAACUUUUCCUAAAAUCCCUCCAAAAAUCAGUGAACUGCAAGCAGGGAAACUCACAGAUGCUCAUCCACUUAUUUUGUAUGGUGUGGGUGUUUUGUUUGUUUUGUUUUGUUUUUGAAACUAAGCUUGAACCAAAGUCAAUUCUUAGCCAGCUGCUGUACUAAUGGACUAAUGGUUAUAAUGUGCAGUUCAGACACAGUGAGGAGAUAGAUGCUACUGACAAUUCUUACUCCUUUUUCUUGAUUAAUUUUAUGUGAAAGUUGCUGCUUGUUUUUAUCUUUUAUGUUGGUAAAUUGUAAUAUCCUCUGGGCAGACAUUACCUUGAUUU